This is a messenger RNA of Cinara cedri, 2102 nucleotides long. Lineage: Eukaryota; Metazoa; Arthropoda; Insecta; Hemiptera; Aphididae. The record is from the annotation of a GenBank genome assembly.
AUGGCGGCGGUGACGCCCGUUUGGGAUUUCGGCGGCACGUGGUCGUCCGAAUUGGCCGGGGUCCGGUUCAACAUGGACUCCAGCAUCACGGUGGGUGUCGACAAUAACAUACCAGUGAAGAUACUGCAGGACGGAAAGAGGCUGAUCGGUUUUUUAAAUAAUAAGGACUGGAUGGCCAAAGCAAACGCUCAGUACGGUCGUUACGGUCCGGUCACCUUAUUUGCCAUAAAUCCGUUGGAAAAAAACGUGGCCGUGUUCGUAGGUAUAAAUCCUCGCAGAUUUGUUGGUGAUUUUGAAACGUUUGAGACAAUUUUCUCGAGACGUACAACUGUUACUUGGCAUACUAAAACGGAUAGGUUUUUUGGUAUUCUUGUGUAUAAUGUAGAUACCCAUAUUAUUACUAUUUGUUCAUAUCGAUCGCGUCAUAAAACAGAUGGGUCAGCUUGGAAAUGAACUGGGAAUAUAAUACUUCAGCCCGGGUCAUUUUUUCAGCAUAUCAUCAAUUUUUUUUUUUAAAAAACAGUAAAAAUGAUCAAUAAUUGACUGUGUUAUGUAAAUAUUUUUGAAACGAAACCACCGGAAAUCAUCUUGUCAGCUGUUAUAUAAUACGGGAUCGUAAGAAAAACACGAUGAAGUGCCAUAUGAUGUCUAUUUUCGAGGAAAAUUCGAGAAAAAACAACGACUGAGUCGAUUUAUCGUGACGAAUACGAAUUUUCACAUUCAUAAGACAUUGUCAUCAGACACGAUAUCACUGUUUUACUGAACCAAGCAGUAUAUUAUACAGGGUACAGACGUACUAAAUGCGUUCAGAAAGUCAUUGGUGAAACCCUAAGCGCUAUUCGCAUCGUGAUUUUAUGAUCGUUCCCGGUUUAUUUAUUUUAUGCCUAUGUGACGGUCUCAUUGCCGAACCGCCGAAUAAAAUGCUGCAGAUUAUUACCUGUUCGUAUUUCAUAUAGGAAUUUUGAAUCCCAACAAGAUAUGUCUAUAAGCGUUUUAACCGAAUUGUCUGUGAUCCCGAAUCUAAUGUAUAACGAUACUCGUUUCGAUUAAAAUUGGCAACCAUUUAAUGUGGGUGAAUACACCAUAUACAGUGCAAAUAAAUCCACGAAGAAAAUUAGACGAUUUUGUUUUUCACUGAUUAUUAUUAUCAUUUAUCAGAGCUCGGAUUCUAUAGCAUUUACUGAUUAUUGUAGAAUACAGAUAAAUAUAGCAGAGUGAACUCAGCAUUUGUUUUAUGCACCAGAAACUAUCCAAAUAUGAAAUUAUAUAUUGCUAUUUUUUGCAUAUUCGAAGUAUUUUUGAUUUUUAGUGCUAUUUUUAAAUUUUUGAUUCCAUUUUUUGCUAAUAUCCAUAAUAUAAUGAUAUAUUUUUUAUUUUUUAUCAGCAUUAAAAAGAAAUCUGUUAUUUAUGUGUAUAAGAAAAACACAUUUUCGUUUCAUAUUAUAAUUUAUUUUUAAGUACCCCCUACGUAUUGGCCCAUCGAACAAUAAUCGCCAUUUAUGACUUUUUGUCGGUUGUAUUUAUAAUAUAUUUAAACAGAUCAAAAAUUAAAAAAAAAAAAAUACAUUUUAUUUUUGCAAUUAUUCAUGUUUUUAUUGUAUAUUAUAGCUAAUGUUAGGAUAUUUUAGGUCGUAUUAUAGUGCAUAUUUCAAUCAUUUUCAAUGCUAUAAAAUCCAAGUCCUGAUUAUGUAUUAUUAUUAUUUUUCUACAUGAUAGUAUGCGAAUAUUAUGAAAUAUCUAUAUGUGUGUUGUACGGGAUUUUUUCCAUUUUGCUUUUAAUGUAUACUGAUAGGUGUUUUAGUUUACGUCUAUUUAAAUUUACGCUCGGCGCCUUAAACGUACGAAAAUAUGUACCUAGUUAUUAAAUUAUUGCUAAAUAACCGCCCGUGUGUGUAGGUAUUGCGAAAGAACGAUAAACGCGUAACAAUAAUUAUAAUACAACAAUGAGGGGUUUUUUUUUUUUUUUAGGAUUUGCCCACUCGCAAAACAAUAAAGACUUUGUCACCGGCGUGUGGACUAUGGGAAGAAACUGUAAAAGCAAUUUGGACAUUCACCAGUCCGUGUUUAAUAUACCGGAUGUUUUGUGUAGAGAUAGCACUUAA